Messenger RNA from Carassius gibelio (silver crucian carp), 6308 nucleotides. RefSeq names its product tight junction protein ZO-1. NCBI's taxonomy places the organism in Eukaryota, Metazoa, Chordata, Actinopteri, Cypriniformes, Cyprinidae. Gene Ontology annotation, biological process: cell-cell junction organization; establishment of endothelial intestinal barrier; positive regulation of blood-brain barrier permeability. The coding region runs from base 443 to 4624 and encodes 1393 amino acids. Gene Ontology annotation, molecular function: cell adhesion molecule binding. Gene Ontology annotation, cellular component: bicellular tight junction; plasma membrane. The record is from RefSeq and is a predicted model, not a curated record. The transcript is spliced from 22 exons.
AAUAACAUUAAACCUUACAUAAAAAUACAAAUGUAUCUUUUUGUUUAUUUAUUUUAUGUAAUUCUGAGUGUAUUCUUAUUUUAUUCCAUUUGGAUCUUUUAGGGAAGAAUUUGAAAUUCCAAUAGGAAUACUUCAGGUUCACUUCGAAUUCUGUAACACAACACCUGUAAUGGUGUGAAAUCAUUUGAUCUUUUUGCUAGAAAUUUCAGACAUCCACUCCGUGGCCUCCGAUCAUUCCAACCGAUCCCACGAGCGGAAGAGGAGCAGCCGCUCUCGUUCUCCGGACCGCCGCUCCGAGCCCUCGGACCACUCCAGACAUUCUCCACCACAGAUCAGCAACGGCAGGGCCGCAGGGCCGACGGCUCAGAGAACCCGGCCAGUUCACCGAAGCCGUGAUGAAGAAAGGGUCUCAAAGGCUGGGCCACUUCCCGUACCCACUAAGAUGGUGGAGGAGAAGCCGAAAGAGCAGACGGCAGCCAGAGAAGAGAAACAGCUCCCCCCUCUGCCAGAGCCCAAGCCUGUGUACGCCCAACCCGGCCAGCCUGACGUGGACCUGCCUGUCAGUCCGGCAGACGCCCCAGUGCCCAGCGUCACGCACGAUGACAGCAUCUUACGGCCGAGCAUGAAGCUGGUGAAGUUUAAGAAGGGCGAGAGCGUGGGGUUGAGACUCGCUGGAGGGAAUGACGUUGGGAUAUUUGUGGCGGGAGUUUUGGAGGACAGUCCUGCUGCUAAAGAGGGCCUGGAGGAGGGAGACCAGAUUCUCAGGGUAAACAAUGUGGAUUUUGCAAACAUCAUCCGCGAGGAGGCAGUGCUGUUUCUGCUGGACCUGCCCAAAGGAGAGGAGGUCACCAUCCUGGCCCAGAAAAAGAAAGAUGUGUAUCGGCGCAUUGUAGAGUCUGACGUAGGUGACUCAUUCUACAUCAGGACCCAUUUUGAGUACGAGAAGGAGUCGCCCUACGGUCUGAGCUUCAAUAAGGGCGAGGUCUUCAGAGUGGUCGACACUCUUUACAACGGCAAACUGGGCUCUUGGCUCGCCAUCCGCAUCGGCAAGAACCACCAAGAGGUGGAGCGGGGCAUCAUCCCCAACAAGAAUAGGGCUGAGCAGUUAUCGAGUGUCCAAUACACUCUCCCAAAGACUCCAGGAGGGGAUCGGGCUGAUUUCUGGAGAUUCAGAGGCCUCCGUAGCUCCAAACGCAACCUGAGGAAGAGCAGAGAGGACCUUUCUGCUCAACCCGUCCAAACAAAGUUCUCCGCUUAUGAAAGAGUGGUGCUUCGAGAAGCUGGUUUCUUGAGGCCCGUGGUCAUUUUUGGGCCUAUUGCGGAUGUUGCAAGAGAGAAACUGUCCAGAGAGGGACCUGACCUCUUUGAGCUUGCAAAGAGUGAACCCAGAGAUGCAGGCACAGACCAGCGCAGCUCUGGAAUCAUCCGUCUCCAUACCAUUAAACAGAUCAUUGACCGAGACAAGCAUGCUGUGCUGGACAUCACCCCCAACGCGGUGGAUCGUCUGAAUUACGCCCAGUGGUACCCCAUUGUGGUGUUCCUGAAUCCCGACAGCAAGCAGGGUGUCAAGAACAUGAGGACCAGGCUCUGUCCCGAGUCCAGGAAGAGCGCCCGGAAACUGUAUGAGCGUGCUCUCAAACUGAGAAAGAACAACCAUCACCUCUUCACCACCACUAUCAACUUAAACAACAUGAACGAGGGCUGGUAUGGCGCUUUGAAAGAGACCAUCCAGCAGCAGCAGAACCAGUUGGUCUGGGUCUCAGAGGGCAAGGCAGAUGGCGCUCCUGACGAUGACCUUGACAUCCACGACGACCGCCUCUCCUACCUCUCGGCACCGGGCAGUGAGUACAGCAUGUACAGCACCGACAGCCGACACACUUCUGACUACGAGGACACCGAUACGGAGGGCGGGGCCUACACCGACCAGGAGCUGGAUGAGACCAUGAACGACGAGGUGGGCCUGCCCAGCGAGCCUGCCAUCACACGCUCAUCCGAACCUGUCCGAGAGGACCCGCCGGUCAUCCAGGACGCAGCUGGGUACCCGAGCUACCAGCAUGCUGUGCCACAACUGGAGCCGGUGAACCGCAUCGACCCGGCCGGGUUUAAGAUGGCAGCUCCUCAGCAGCAAACAGAGGCAGCUCUGGCCUCGCCGCCCCCUCCCUCUGCAGCGACAGCAGCGCCCCCUGCUGUACAACCCACCGCGCCAAUAGUGGGUACGAACCCAGAGGAGCCGACUGGCACCCCUCAGGCCAACUCCCUUAACAGCCCCGUCCCCGUUCCCGACCCCCAGCCUGACCCUGAGCUCGCUCAGCCCCCAACACACGACCCCCACAAGUUGCUUCCUCCUGGCCCAGAUCCAAAGAUGUAUAAAAAGGAUCUGUACAGCGUGGAUGAGCCGGUGCGAGUGAACCACGGCGUGAAGCCUCCCCUUCCCCAGCAGCCGCAGCAGUCUUUAGCCCCCCCCACCUCGCUCUCCUACAGCCACCAGCCUGUCUACCAGGACCAACAGCCAUACCGCCAGUACGAACACCCGCCUUAUGGCUAUGACGGUGGCGGCUACGCACAACCAAAGCCUCACAAUUAUGACCCGCACCUGCACUACGACAACCGUGUGCCUCACUACAACGAGCAGUGGCCCCCUUACGACCAGCAGCAGACUUCACCCCAACCACCCCCUGCGCCCGGCUACCCUCAGGCCCACCACCCUCCUCCUCCUCCACUGGGGUACGAACCCCGCUCUCCAUACCAGGACGGCCCAACCAGGGAUUUCAGCCCGCCUCAGUCCCAAUACGAUGGCGUGUCCCCAAUGAGUUAUGAUAACCGUCCACGGCACACUAAACCUGCUCCUGCUCGCUACGAAGAGCCGCCUCCUCCGCCCCAUUCAGUCUCCUACGACGCCCGCUCACCCUUCGAGUCCCAUCCACAUGGGUUCCCAGGCAAUGCGCAUCGCUCCCCUGAUCCGCCCAAGCAGUAUUACGGCGACGCUGCAAUGAGACCCUCCUACAACCCUGGAGCGCCGAACCGAGGGUAUAAACCAACGCCACACGAGCCCGUGAUGAACUCUGAACCUCCCGCUCCGCCUCCCAAACCUGAGGCCAUCUCGUCUUCAGGAGAUCCUCCUCACCCUGCAACUCCCAAACCAUUGCCGCCUCCCGCCAGGGAUGAUGACGAUGAUGAAGACCCUGCCAUGAAGCCACAGUCUGUGCUCAACCGGGUCAAAAUGUUCGAGAACAAGCGCUCCGUGUCUGUUGACCGAGCCAAGGAUACGCCAGAAGUAGCAGGAAUUAAGCCCACAGAUCUCCCAAAACCUGUGAGCACACCUGGUCCUGUGCUUAAAGCCAACUCUCUCAGCAACCUGGAGCAGGAGAAACCCUCUUACAGAGCCCCAGAGCCCCAGAAACCUCAGCCGCGUGUAGGGGACGACGUGGUCCGCUCCAACCACUAUGACCCAGAUGAAGAUGAAGAGUAUUACAGGAAGCAGCUGUCGUAUUUUGACCGCCGCAGCUUUGACAGCAAGGCCAUGAAUCAGCCCAACACUGCAAUCAGUCGCUUCCACGAGCCGCCCAAACCUCCUCAGACCCAGAUCGCAUAUCCUUUCGCCAGGACGGAGUCUGUGGAAAAGGUGAGUCCUGUGGACAAGAGGUACGAGCCCUUGCCGUCCGUCAACCCGCCACCUGCUCCAUACAGCCAGCCCACACCGGCUGCUCCACCCACAUCCCUGCCCAAACUCAGCAACAUCGAGGUGAAGUCGAUGCCAGAUCCUCACAGCUCUCCCAAAGCCAAACCGGACUUGUUGGCUCUCAGAGCUCCAACCCGGGAUGACCCCAUCCAGAACAGCUACCUGCCCCCCAAGUCUACUAUCAACGGCAUGGAUGCCCCUCCCAAAACACUAGGCGUCCCUACUAGCUACAACCGCUACGUCCCCAAGCCUUACACCAGCUCCGCCCGACCCUUCGAGCGCAAGUUCGAGAGCCCUAAAUUUAACCACAACCUGCUUCCCAAUGACACACAGUCCAAACCCAGUGUGAACAACAAUCUGAAACCUCAAAUCUCGCCCCAGCCCCUGGACACAGACAGCGGGGUCGACACUUUCACACGCACCAUGGACAACAGGCCCAAGUAUCAGCACAACAACAUCAAUGCCCUUCCCAAGGCCGUUCCUGUCAGCCCUACUGCACUGGAUGACGAUGAGGAGGAUGAAGGUCACACGGUGGUCGCCACGGCGCGGGGCAUCUUUAAUUGUAACGGUGGGGUGUUGAGCUCCAUAGAGACCGGAGUCAGUAUCAUCAUCCCACAAGGAGCGAUUCCAGAUAGUGUGGAGCAGGAGAUCUACUUCAAAGUGUGCCGGGACAACAGCAUUCUGCCCCCUCUGGACAAAGAGAAAGGUGAAACUCUGCUCAGUCCUCUGGUGAUGUGCGGCCCUCACGGUCUGAAGUUCCUGAAGCCCGUGGAACUACGUCUACCACACUGUGCAUCUAUGACCCCUGAUGGUUGGUCUUUUGCUCUAAAAUCCUCCGACUCCUCGUCGGCUGACCCCAAAUGCUGGCAAAACAAGUGUCUACCAGGAGACCCCAAUUACCUGGUGGGUGCCAACUGUGUGUCCGUGCUGAUCGACCACUUCUGAAGAGAGCAACAGCUGGUCUGUUACUGAACGUCAGCCUAUGGACCCCUCUCCAGUUCUACUCAAGAGGAGGGAUUUGCACCUCUUUAUGAAGUAUUCAUUCUUCCAUCUUUUCUUUGAUGGGCUGAAGCGUCGUUCCCAAAAAAUCUCUUUGAGAACAGCACUGAUGGCACAGUGCUACAGAGCGCUCCUUUUCCCAUUCCCUUUGGUUUCCUCUUUCCUUUUUUUUUGAGAUUGGUUAAGCUUUUUUCUUUACCUUUUGGUGCUUGAAGACUUGCAAAAAAUGACUGAAAUCGAACUGCUAAUGGAAUGCAUGACCUGUGCCACAGACAGUCGGAAAAAGUUAUCCCAUUUUUGAUCCCAAGUCUUGAACUUGAUGGAAAAUAGAUGGAAAAAUGAAGUAGUUUUACGUUAAACAAGUGAAUCUCACCAAUGUGUUCCCAAACAGAAAAGUCCAUGUAUGUAGAGCUUUUUUGUUUGCGAGGUCAUGUGUUUUUUCGUGGAACGCUGUUAUGGAUUUUCACGGAUCUGGAAAGCAUGUCGGUUUGUAGAGAAUGAAGAACAAUUGAGACUUGUUGCAGGAAAGAACUGCUCAUUGAAGGAAUGUGACUGUUGCACUCAUCUGCUCAUGGACUUCCCUCUCUGGCUAAAAAAAAAAAAGAAAAAUGGGCUCUUUUUCUCGUUUUGAAGCGAUCUUUUCUAGCGAUGUUUUACCGUAGAUAAACAUUGACUGUGGUUUUCCCAAACUCCUGCUGUCUAGAGAUCUAUGCAUGUGCUAUGACUCAGGUCCAAACGCCUGCUACUAAGUUGAGUACACAAACCUACCCAUCAUCCACUGCAAACAGUGAUGCCUUAUCUGCAUUAUUUUUUUUUUGUACCUUUGACCCGAAAGACUAGCAAACGUCGAAUUUCUGUUACAGAGGGAAGGACAGGAAACCCUCCCACCGUAAUGAAGCGGGAUAUUUAGCACACAAAUAAUGAAGUCUGAUCAACAGGUCUGCUUUCUCACUGCUAUGCAUUUGAAGUCAAAGAAUAUACACGAACACUAGGAUAUGUUUCAAUUACAGCUGUAUAUAUUGUGCUAGCAUAUGGCCUUGGUUCGCUGUAAAUUACCUUUUGUACAUCUUUGUUAUUUUGUAUAAAACCGUAACUAAACGGAAAAAAAAGAACUAUAACGUUUGGUUAUGUUUCUAUAGCCUUGGAAUUUACCUUAGCAGUACGGUAAAGGGAACUGAAACGAAUAAAAAAAAAUUCCAUAAUGCAACGAAAAAAGGACGUUAUCUUUUAUACCAACAGCAUAUAUAUAUAUAUAUAUAUAUAAAACACUACGUAAUGGCAUUUUUAACAGUUACAGAAACAUUUUUAUUAUUUACAAACUAGAAAAGUGCUCGGUUUAAAUAAUUUAAGGACUCUGUACUUCAGAAGGGUCUGUGUUGGUGGUUGGACCACGACUUUAUUUGUGAUAUUGGAUGCUGUAUUGUGUGCCCUGAAAUGUAUUUUUGUACUAAUAGACAGUUUAUUAAGGCACAUUAAUAUGACUUUGUUUUGAUAUGACGACGCAGCUUCAUCCCGCGUUCAGUUUCUUUACUUUGUGUGGCCACAUUCUUUUUAUUUUCUUUGCAGCACAUUUCUAAGUAUCCAACUGUAUUAAUAAAUAAAUGCGUUUUUAAAGUAAAAAAACAAAAAA